CCGCGACCCUGCACCAUGUUUCUACAGGGGAGGCCUCUCCGUUUGGCGCAGACCAUGCUGGUCGUGUUUCCCAGCUUUAUGCUCUUCGGCUACAAUCAAGUCAACGUCGGCGGUCUAUUAUCGUUCAAGAACUGGACCCAGACAUUCCCGGAAAUCGAUACUUCGACCACCACAGAGAGCGCGACUUCCUACAGCUCUGUGAUUCAGGGCGUCUACGUGUCUUGCUUCACAUUGGGUGCGCUGGUGGGGGCCCUCUCUUGCUCCGCCAUCGGGGACUGGCUCGGCCGUCGCAAGACCAUCUUCAUCGGGGGUCUUCUCACUCUCAUCGGGGAGAUCAUAUCCUGCACUUCGUUCAGUCUGGCCCAGUUAAUCGUGGGCCGUAUCAUUAUCGGGACGGGCGUGGGCAUUUUGAGCACCAUUGUCCCCGUGUGGCAGUCUGAGUGUUCCCCGGCGAUUAACCGCGGAAAGCAUGUCGUCGUCGAUGGCAUCUUCAUCACCGGUGGUUAUGCGCUGACCACAUGGGUCAACUUCGGGUUCUCCCAGAUUGAGACAUCUUCCGUCUCAUGGCGAAUCCCCUUGGCGAUUCCUUGUGCCUUCUCCCUCGUCCUCGUGACCUCGAUCUUUUUCUUCCCGGAAUCGCCUCGCUGGCUUGUGGGCGUCGGCCGCCGCGAGAAAGCCGCCUGCGCCCUGGGCCAAACCAAAAACCGUGCCGCCGACGACCCGGAAAUCCGACAGGAGGUAGCAGCCAUCGAACUCUCUCUGGAAGAGACUGCGGGCAGCGCCGCUACAGCGCGGGAUAUAUUCACCAUGAAAGACGGCAAGCUCUUCUACCGCUUCAUGCUGUGUAUGGGCCUCCAGUUCUUCAUCCACAUGACAGGCGCGAACGUGAUCUCCACGUACGUGACGACGAUUUUCCAGCAAGACCUGGGGCUUUCGCACGAUCUCUCGCGCAUUCUAGCGGCCUGCGCACUGACGUGGAAGUUCAUGGCUUCCUUCAUCUCGUUCUUCACGAUCGAUCGGUUCGGGCGCCGGAAACUGUUCAUAUUCACGGGGGUCGGUCUGACCUUGUGCAUGAUGGGUCUGGCCAUUACCAACAGCUUCCCGAAUACGAACAAACCUGCGUCGGUGUUCAGUGUGAUUUUUAUCUUCAUGUACAACUUCUUCUUCCCCAUUGGCUUCCUAGGAACGUCCUUCCUCUACUGCACUGAGGUUGCCCCCGUCCGGCUCCGUGUGGCCACGACGUCCAUCUCGACUGCCAAUCAUUGGCUAUGGAAUUUCGUCGUGCAAAUGAUCACGCCGGUCGCGCUCGCCAGUAUUGGGUAUCAGUACUAUAUUGUGUAUACCCUGAUUGCGUUUUGCUUCCCUAUCAUCGCAUUCCUGUUCUACCCUGAGACCAUGGGUCAGAGUCUGGAAAACCUGGAGCAGCUCUUCCAGCGCGAUUUGCCGGUGUUUGAAACAGUGAGGCUGGCCAAUAACAUGGUGAAAUCCCCAGAACUGCUGCACAUGAUUGACGAGGAUGUCAAGGCCAAGGCCAAGGAGAUUGAGGUUGCGGAAAAGCAUGAUGCUUAGGGUGAGUAUAAGAUAGCAGAUGGUGCAAGCAUGUUAAAU
Messenger RNA from Aspergillus candidus, 1608 nucleotides. Its product is annotated as general substrate transporter. The coding region runs from base 16 to 1569 and encodes 517 amino acids. The transcript has 2 exons. Gene Ontology annotation, biological process: carbohydrate transport; transmembrane transport. The record is from RefSeq and is a predicted model, not a curated record. Gene Ontology annotation, cellular component: membrane. NCBI's taxonomy places the organism in Eukaryota, Fungi, Ascomycota, Eurotiomycetes, Eurotiales, Aspergillaceae. Gene Ontology annotation, molecular function: carbohydrate:proton symporter activity.